Bactrocera latifrons is the source of this 1739-nucleotide messenger RNA. RefSeq names its product kelch-like protein 17. The record is from RefSeq and is a predicted model, not a curated record. The transcript has 8 exons. The coding region runs from base 63 to 1739 and encodes 558 amino acids. Gene Ontology annotation, molecular function: protein binding. Lineage: Eukaryota; Metazoa; Arthropoda; Insecta; Diptera; Tephritidae.
CUGACUUGACGAAAGACUGUUUGAAUUCCCCGCACCAGAGAAGGAAAGUUAAGUGACUAGUAAUGGGCACGAUUUUUUCCCAAAUACUUGCGCUUCAGAGUAGUGAGCAGAACCGUUUCAUGGAGAAACUAAUGACGAAAAUACUUAACUUCUACGACGAGCAGUCUCUGAUCGAUGUGACAUUUAAAGUUUCAAACCCAACGGCUCUUGUACCCGCGCAUCGAUUGAUACUCGCAGCAGCGAGUCCUUACUUCGAGAACCUUUUCAAUGGCCAUCAAGGCACUAAUCCAGUCAUCGAGAUAAAUGAUAUCGAUAGCGAUAUUUUUGAGCAUGUAAUAACAUUUUGUUACACCGGACAGGCUCUCAUUACCGUUAACAAUGUCGCUGCCCUGCUAAAAGCGGCAAUCGCUUUGCAAUUGGACGAUGCAAAAAACAGUAUUUUGGACUAUCUCAUGACACAUAUCGAUGAAUACACUUUACAGGGUGCUUAUACGCUAGAGCGUGAAACGAAAUGUGAAGUUCUUAAGCAGAAAAUCAUCGAAUACGAGACACAGAACUUCAUGGAGAUCAGCCGAAGCGAUGAGUUUUUGAAUUUUGAUGUAGAAAAAUUGCAACGUAUUCUGGUAUCUGACAAUUUGAAAAUAACCCGUGAGGAAGAUGCCUACGAUGCCAUACAACGCUGGUAUAAUUACGAUGUUCCUGCGCGUCAAGAGCAACUGCCACUUUUAAUAGCUUGCCUCCGGCUUACCCAACUUGAUGCGGACUUUCUGUUGACACACAUACUGCCAUUAUCUGGAUGUGAGCUACUGACCUUCAAGGCGUUAUCGUGGAUCGGAGUGCCUAAAGCACGGCCAAUGAUAAAUAUGCGAUUUACAGAACCACGUGGGAUCAAUGCUACAAAUUGUGGUGAGAAAACGAUCCUAGCGGUUUGCUCAGAGCUGAAUCCAAAGCUGCUGCAAUAUAACAAAACUGAGGAUAAGUGGCAGGAAUAUGCGAGUAUAAAAAUCGAUUACGCAUGUUAUAGAACUAUUUUAAAGGAUGAGAAUUUAUUAUUUAUUGGCGGUUGUAAAAGUGUUGCCACAUUUAACGUCGUCCGCAGCUGGAAUAUACGAAAUAAGACAUGGCAAAAUUUGCCCGCCAUGAACCAAGCAAGAGCAUUUCACUGCGUUGUCGAAUUAGAUGAUAAAAUCUAUGCGAUUGGUGGUUGUGAUGGUAAUGUUUUGUCGUCGGUGGAAAGAUAUACGACUUCCGAUGGUUGGGUGUUUGUGACCAGCUUAAUUGUUGGACGAUCAUACGCAGGUGCAGUGACAUUAAAUGGUAAAAUUUACGUAAUUGGCGGUUGUGAUAAUGGUUGGAAUUUAAAAUCCGUCGAAUGCCACAAUCCGGAUUCGAAUACUUGGACUUCUUGCGCGGAUAUGACAAUAAGUCACUUUUUACCUAGUGUAGCUGCACAUAGAGGUCACAUUUACGUUUUAAGCCGUAACGGUGCUGAACGUUACGAUCUUCAGCGAAACACAUGGUCACAGCUUUGCUCUUUGGAAGUUGGCGAUGGUUAUAUGUCUUGCAUAUCACUAGACAAUAAACUAUGGGCUAUUGGUGGGCAGUCUAAAUCUGCUGACAAAUCAAGUGUAUCAGUCUUUGAUGAGGAAAAUUUCUGUUGGGUAGAAAGGGGCUCAUUACCCCAAAAUGGAGUUUUUAACUGUUUUGUUGUGCCUGAAUCAUUGCUGUCGUCGCUGUGA